GGACAGGAAUAAGCGCGGCAGCUGCCCUUUAAUUGCCAUAAAUUGGGAGGCCAAAUGAGUCACGAUAAUAAAUAACAUAUCAAAGCGAUCGCGCAAGGUGAUAUCCGGGCAAUUAGGAAAAUUAAAACCAAUUACAGCGCCAGAAGUUACUCAAUAACCCAAAUCCUUCCAUAUAAAUCCAGACACAUGGGUAUCAGAGAAGAAAUUCACUCGGACGUUCACCAUGUGGCCCCGGGCUCUGUGCCUCCUUCUGCUGCUCCACUUCUGCAGUUGUGUCAUCGUGAAGGAUGGAGACUUUUCCUUCCCGCUGGAGAGCGUCAAGAAGUUAAGUGAGUUACUGGGCAGUAGGAUCAAGAGAGACAUCUCUGAACCAGAAGUGCUCAAACUGUGCACCGAUCCCAGGCUGCCGGAAGAGAUCCUGCCAGUCUGCGCCAGUCCCAAUGCCGCGGAGGUGCUUUACAGACUAGGACAAAUUGCAUUGAAUCCUGACGUGUGUGAAGUUUGUGCUUUUGCUGCCUGUACCGGCUGCUGAACGCGUCGGCUCCACCAGGCCUGUACCGGCUGCUAAACGCGUCGGCUCCACCAGGCCUGUACCGGCUGCUAAACGCGUCGGCUCCACCAGGCCUGUUCCGGGUGCUAAACGCGUCAGCUCCACCAGACCUGUACCGGCUGCUGAACUAGUCGGCUCCACCAGGCCUGUACCGGCUGCUGAACGCGUUGGCUCCACCAGGCCUGUACCUGCUUUUGAAGGCCUCUGUACACAUCCUGACCCGGCAUCGCUUCUAUGUCUGCUUCCUACAGUAAUUACAGAGUGAAAAUGGAAAAUAAGUAAAAAUCAGUUUUAAUGGGAAA
This is a messenger RNA of Spea bombifrons (plains spadefoot toad), 852 nucleotides long. RefSeq names its product guanylin-like. NCBI's taxonomy places the organism in Eukaryota, Metazoa, Chordata, Amphibia, Anura, Pelobatidae. The record is from RefSeq and is a predicted model, not a curated record. Gene Ontology annotation, molecular function: guanylate cyclase activator activity. The transcript is spliced from 3 exons. Bases 224 to 532 code for a protein of 102 amino acids. Gene Ontology annotation, cellular component: extracellular region.